Messenger RNA from Crotalus tigris (Tiger rattlesnake), 4438 nucleotides. It is a transcript of the gene CLCN4, whose product is annotated as chloride voltage-gated channel 4. NCBI's taxonomy places the organism in Eukaryota, Metazoa, Chordata, Lepidosauria, Squamata, Viperidae. Gene Ontology annotation, cellular component: Golgi apparatus; early endosome; synaptic vesicle. Bases 466 to 2742 code for a protein of 758 amino acids. The record is from RefSeq and is a predicted model, not a curated record. Gene Ontology annotation, biological process: transmembrane transport; chloride transport. The transcript is spliced from 12 exons. Gene Ontology annotation, molecular function: voltage-gated chloride channel activity.
GUUAGACUAGAAGAUCUCCAGGGUUCCUUCAAGUCCUACGGGUUCUAUACAAUCUUAGGAAAAUAAUUUUAUUUCUCUUUUUUGCAUUUGUUCCUGGAGUGUCACGAAUAAUUCCUAAAUAAAGUACCACUUAGUUUCAUAACCACUGUUCUAUUAUUUAAACAAACAAAAUUGAAUUGUUCUGUUCUACUUUUUAAUUGAAAAGCCUUCCUUCCUUCCUUCCUUCCUUCCUUCCCUCCUUCCCUUUCUCUGCAGUCAGCUCUGAAGCCAUAGGAGCAUUUGUUAACCUGCUUAGUUCCUGCCUGUCUGCCUGCCUCUCUAGCAGUUCUCCAAUGUGGCAUGCGGUCAUGUGACUAGCUAUUUCCUCUAGAUGACAUCAUUGCCUUUGCAGAUAUACCAGCGAAGAAAAGAUGCUGUCAGGAUCUUUGGAGCAGAACUAAAUGAUGUUGCACUGCGGGUUAUAGUAUGGUUAAUGCAGGAAAUAUGAAUGGCUCUGGAAAUCUGAUGGAUUUUUUGGAUGAACCUUUCCCUGAUGUUGGCACUUAUGAAGACUUUCAUACCAUUGAUUGGUUAAGGGAGAAAUCUCGGGAUACAGAUAGACAUAGAAAGAUUACAAAUAAAAGCAAGGAGUCUAUAUGGGAAUUCAUCAAAAGUUUAUUGGAUGCCUGGUCAGGAUGGGUUGUCAUGCUACUUAUAGGACUGCUGGCAGGUACAUUGGCUGGAGUUAUAGAUUUAGCAGUGGACUGGAUGACUGAUUUGAAAGAAGGAGUCUGUUUAAAAGCCUUUUGGUAUAGUCAUGAGCAGUGUUGCUGGACAUCCAAUGAAGCUACUUUUGAAGACAGGGACAAAUGUCCUCAGUGGCAAAAGUGGUCUGAACUUUUAGUUAACAAAUCUGAGGGUGCCAGUGUUUACAUUCUAAAUUAUUUCCUAUACAUCUUAUGGGCAUUGUUAUUUGCUUUCCUGGCUGUCUCCCUUGUCAGAGUAUUUGCUCCUUAUGCCUGUGGAUCUGGAAUUCCAGAGAUAAAGACCAUCUUAAGUGGCUUUAUUAUUCGAGGUUAUCUAGGCAAGUGGACGCUCUUAAUCAAAACUGUAACUUUAGUUCUGGUGGUAUCCUCAGGACUCAGUCUUGGCAAAGAAGGGCCUCUUGUGCAUGUAGCCUGCUGCUGUGGUAACUGCUUUAGCAGCCUCUUCUCCAAGUAUAGCAAGAAUGAAGGAAAAAGGAGAGAGGUGCUGUCAGCUGCAGCUGCUGCUGGUGUCUCUGUUGCCUUUGGCGCACCCAUUGGGGGGGUCCUUUUUAGUUUAGAAGAGGUGAGUUAUUAUUUUCCCUUGAAGACUCUCUGGAGAUCUUUCUUUGCUGCACUUGUUGCAGCCUUUACCCUGAGAUCCAUCAAUCCAUUUGGAAACAGCCGCCUGGUCCUUUUUUAUGUGGAAUAUCACACCCCUUGGUACAUGGCUGAACUUUUCCCCUUUAUCUUGCUUGGAGUUUUUGGAGGAUUGUGGGGGACGCUUUUUAUUCGAUGCAACAUUGCAUGGUGCAGGAGGCGUAAAACUACUAGACUUGGAAAGUAUCCAGUCAUAGAGGUCAUUGCAGUCACUGCCAUAACUGCUAUUAUUGCCUAUCCCAAUCCUUACACACGAAAGAGCACCAGUGAGCUUAUCUCUGAACUCUUCAAUGACUGUGGAGCCUUGGAGUCAUCGCAGCUCUGUGACUACAUAAAUGAUCCCAAUAUGACUAGACCUGUGGAUGAUAUUCCCGACAGACCAGCUGGUGCAGGAGUAUACAUGGCUAUGUGGCAGCUAGCUCUGGCUCUGGUUUUUAAAAUCAUCAUUACCAUAUUCACUUUUGGCAUGAAGAUCCCUUCAGGACUCUUUAUACCCAGCAUGGCUGUAGGAGCAAUAGCUGGUAGAAUUGUUGGAAUUGGUGUGGAACAGUUGGCCUAUCAUCAUCACGACUGGAUCAUCUUCAGAAACUGGUGUAGACCAGGAGCUGAUUGUGUUACUCCAGGACUAUAUGCAAUGGUGGGAGCUGCUGCGUGCUUAGGUGGAGUUACCAGAAUGACAGUUUCACUUGUCGUGAUCAUGUUUGAAUUAACAGGAGGACUAGAGUAUAUUGUGCCUCUUAUGGCUGCAGCUGUUACUAGCAAGUGGGUUGCUGAUGCUUUUGGCAAAGAAGGGAUCUACGAAGCACAUAUCCAUUUGAAUGGCUAUCCAUUUCUGGAUGUAAAAGAUGAAUUUACCCAUAGAACACUGGCUACUGAUGUUAUGAGGCCCAGGCGUGGAGAACCUCCUCUUUCUGUCUUGACUCAAGACAGCAUGACUGUGGAAGAUGUGGAGACAUUAAUCAAGGAAACAGAUUACAAUGGUUUUCCAGUGGUGGUUUCUAAAGAGCGCCUUAUUGGCUUUGCACAGAGACGGGACUUGAUUCUUGCAAUAAAAAAUGCAAGGCAGUGCCAGGAUGGCGUAGUAAGCAACUCAAUUGUAUAUUUUACUGAAGAGCCUCCAGAGGUCCCUGCCAAUAGCCCUCAUAUGCUGAAGCUCCGGCGUAUUUUGAAUCUGAGCCCCUUCACUGUCACAGACCAUACACCAAUGGAAACAGUGGUAGACAUUUUCAGAAAACUUGGACUCAGGCAGUGUCUUGUCACACAUAGUGGGAGGCUCCUGGGCAUUAUCACCAAAAAGGACGUGUUAAGGCAUAUGGCUCAAAUGGCAAAUCAAGAUCCUGAAUCCAUCAUGUUUAACUAGGCUAUUCCCAACAGAUAGGUCCAAAUCUUAAAGGAAAAGAUUCCUAUUGAACUGAUUGAAAGGAAUUCAAAUAGCUCUUCAUUGUUUAUUAAAAUAAAAUUUAAAUUAAUACAACUUUGUUAAGAGCAGAACCCAGGGAAAAUUAUAACAAACUGAAUAUUUGAGUUGUUGGUAAAUGUAUUUGAAAAUUCAAUUCAGCUAUGGGCUGUUUUUCCUGGCAACGUGUCCUGGGAACAUGUCAUAAAUACAGUCCUUACCAUGGCACAUUUUUCUCCUUGUCCUGCCUACCGUAUCCCAUUAAUAUAAAUGCAUUUAUAUAGUUUUUUAUCUGUGUUAAUCAUCUUUACAAACAUUUGGGAGCAGAGAGAAGCCAUCAUCUUGAUAAAUAUAAAUAUAAUCAAGAAUGCAAAAUGUUUUCAUUACACAUGCCCUAUUUCAUAUUUCUUAAAUUUGGAUUCCCAAAUUAGGUUAUUUUCUAAAGCUGCAUACUUUUGUGAAGAAUGUUCUUGCUUUUACUGUUUUUGCAGAAGUUCAUAGAUAUUGUAGAAGUAAAGGGGUAUUUCAGUUUACUUUUAGUGCUAUUGUUUAGUCUUGAGUUAUUCUGUUCAUUUGUAAUAUGAUGAAAUAAUCUGCAAAUUCUGUCAUUUUUUAUGAUGAAAUUUUCUUCUUACUGUUUUCCCAUACAUGAGUAUGAUGCCAUAGGGUUAUAUAUUUUCCAGCAUAACUGACAUUAAAUUGCAAUUCUGGCCACACAUUUUUGUCAAAAAGUAUUUUGAACAAUAAGCUUCAGUAUUCCUAGACAAAAAAAAAUUAUUGUUGUUUUUUUCUAUAGAGGAGAAAAAGCAUAUUAACACAGUUUUUUUAAAAAACAUGUAUUCAUUCUUUCUGGAAAUAUUGUAUAUUUAUUUUAUGUCACAAAUAGAUUUUACAGUAUGAAAUAUUUUAUAAACCAUCUUAGAAUCAGUUUAACUAAUUUUUAUAGUUAAAAGUACAAACAAGUUUGAAGUUUGGACAUGAAUAUGAUAAAUAAAAUAUUUGCCAUAGAUAAUCUUCAUAUUACAUGUAUCAGGCAUUUGAUUUUUGGGAUGCUCAUUUAUUACUAGUUCCUAGAAGAAAUAUGUUGAGAUGGGCUCUAGGAAACAUCAAGAUGGUUUCCCAGCUUGUAACCCCACUAACAUUAGCACAUAUUCUAUAUUAUCUAGUUUGUUGAUGAAUUUAUUGAUUGAUGUAUAUAUGAAAUCUACUUCUUGUGUAAGCAUGUUCGAUAUUUUGCCAAAAUAUUACCCAAUCGAAGAAACCAUGACUCUCUAUGCCUGGAACAAAAAGAUUUGAUAUUAAGUUGCUUAUGACAACAUAGUAUUGGUUUUAAGAUUUAUCAAUAUAUCACUGUCUGGACACGUCACCCAAUUUUAGAGAUUUGGAAUAACAAUAAUUAGAAUUAAAAAUAAUUCUAAUAAUUGACAGGAUUUUUUUUCAGAAUUAAUAGAGGAGACUUACCUUUAUAGAAGAACACCAGAGAAUAUCUAUUGUAUUUCAUUAAAAAUGCCGUUUUCUACUUCUUCAAAUGACAGAAAAUAAUAGAACAAUAACAUUUGGAAAAUAAUAAAAUUUAUCCAACUUUUGAAAAGUUAUUAAUUAUCCCUGCCUUUUAAUACAAAGAAAUGGCUCUUCUGUGAGAAAGUCUGUGAAUUUUCAU